Messenger RNA from Equus caballus (horse), 1177 nucleotides. RefSeq names its product GLI pathogenesis related 1 (gene GLIPR1). Gene Ontology annotation, cellular component: extracellular region. Lineage: Eukaryota; Metazoa; Chordata; Mammalia; Perissodactyla; Equidae. The record is from RefSeq and is a predicted model, not a curated record.
GGAUGCCUCUGAGCUUAGUGCCGUUCAACGAGAACCACUGCAAAGACAGGGUUAAGAGCACAAAACAGCUGCAGACCAUAUAUGGAGAAACCCAUUUCUUCAAACGGGGAGGAGUUCCCAUUCUGCUUUUUGUUUUCUCAAAGCUGAGGUCAGCUGUGAUUGGUAAAACGGAGAGACGCGCCCACUCCCAGACCUGCGGUGGCUCUGGAUUCCAGCAUCCAGGGCUCCGGGCCAGGCAGACUGAGCAUGCGAGUCACACUUGCUGUGACAGCCUGGAUGGUUUCUUUAGUCUCCAGUUAUUCAUCUCCAGCAGAUACUUUGCCAGAUAUCAAGAAUGAAGAUUUCAUCAAAGAGUGUGUUCGAAUGCACAACAAGUUCCGAUCAGAGGUGCAGCCAACGGCCAGUGACAUGCUAUACAUGACUUGGGACCCAGGACUAGCCCAAAUUGCAAAAUCGUGGGCAAGAAAUUGUCAAUUUUCACAUAAUACACGGCUGAAGCCACCCCACAAGCUGCACCCAAAUUUCACUUCACUGGGAGAAAACAUCUGGACUGGGUCUCUGUCUCUGUUUUCUGUGUCUUCAGCUGUCACAGCCUGGUACAACGAAAGUAAGUUCUAUGACUUCAAGACUCGGAAAUGCAGCAAGGUCUGCGGCCAUUACACUCAGCAAAGGAACUCCUUCAGCUUUCCCUCUAAGCUGACCCGUGAGCCUGAUGAAAUCUCUGGAACGCCCCCACCAUCGUCCACGUUGUUUGGGCAGAUAGUUACAAAGUUGGCUGUGCAGUACAAUUUUGUCUUAAAGUUUCUGGCUUUGAAGGUCUUUCCAAUGGAGCACAUUUUAUAUGCAACUACGGACCAGCAGGAAAUUACUUUACUUGGCCAUAUAAGGAAGGAUCCACUUGCAGUGCCUGCCCCAAUAAUGACGUCUGUUUGGAUAAUCUCUGUGCUAACCCACAGCGAGACAAAGUCACACAUUACUACUCUACCGUGUAUCCAGACUGGCCGCUAUAUUCACGUAACAGAUACCUCUCUCUCUUUCUCAUCGUUAGUCCGCCAAUUCUAUUACUCAGUGUUAUAAUUACCAUUUGGGUCAAGCACAGAUACCCUCAUAUUUAGUUGUUGAACUCAUACAAUCCAGAAAAAAAAAAUAAACAUUCAUAUGGCUCUUUAAAAGAUAA